CUGCCCCGCCCUCCUGGUGGCGAGAGCAGUGCUGGGACUUGGAGUCUCGGUCCAGUCUACCUGCAAUGUCUUGACCGGCUGAGGGCACUCGGUUUCCCAGAAGGCUCAGGAACAGGAGCGCCUCCCCCGAAGGCUCGCGGGACCGUGUGGGGUUAUGGCGGUGCUGGUGCUGCUCCGCUGUCCGCUGACGCGGCUUCGCGCUCUGCUCCAGCGCUGCUGGGGUCGGCUGGAGAGCGGCCUCUGGCCGGGUGUCUUCGCGGGUCAGAGCUCACCCUGGGGACCAGCACUAGCUGUUCAAGGUCCAGCUCUUGUUCCACAAGGGAUAAAUGAUGCUGGUGAGAGCAGUGCCGAGGCACCAAGCCUUUUGGAGAGCGUUGUGUGGAUGGCGGCACCGAAGCACAGGCGCACCAUCGAGGUGAACCGCUGCAGGCGGAGGCAUCCCACCAAGCUCAUAGAAAUAAAGAGGAACAUAGAUGUUUGUCCUGAAUGCGGAAACUUGAAGCAGAAACACGUCCUUUGUGGCUAUUGUUACGCAAAGGUCAAAGAGGAAACUCGACUGAUACGGAUGGAAAUGCACAAGAAGGAAGGAGGACCAUUUAAUGCUCCAGCUGUAGAGACUGUUGUCCUUUAUGAAGGAGAAAAACCCACAGAAAAAGAUGAAGGCAAGCGGAUCAUUGAAAGAGCCAGGAAGCGUCCAUCUUGGUUUGUUCAAAAUUGAUGCUGUAGAAUUAAUGGUGGCAAAAGCAAUUGCUGCAGAAAGAGAAUUCAUUAUUUUCAAGAGUGUUUUCCUCAUUCACUCAGUGUGAACAGAACUCCUCUGUACUUUUGGGAGGCCUGCUUGAAUUGUGUCCUGCCAUAUGAUUUUACAGCCUGGUGUUGUUUCUCUACUAUGCAGUGGGAAACGCUUCUCAGUGACAGAGCACAGCAGUCAACUGAGAGAAUCAGGAUUUGCCUCAGAUAUCUGUGUACCAUACCCUGAACAAUUUGUAUGCUAAUGUUCUCUGCUAGUUUUGUAAGUAACAUAUUUUAAAUUCAUGGUUCUACAGUAAAAUUUGUUAAGUGUCCCAGGGAAAUGUGCUUUCUGGUUUAGGCUGCUGCUCUUUUGAAGGAGAAAAAAUGUUUAAAAGUAAUAUUGAUUAGAAACAAAGAAUAUUUGCAAUGAAA
Hirundo rustica (Barn swallow) is the source of this 1164-nucleotide messenger RNA. It is a transcript of the gene MRPL32, whose product is annotated as mitochondrial ribosomal protein L32. The record is from RefSeq and is a predicted model, not a curated record. The coding region runs from base 155 to 718 and encodes 187 amino acids. The transcript has 3 exons. Gene Ontology annotation, biological process: translation. Gene Ontology annotation, cellular component: mitochondrial large ribosomal subunit. Lineage: Eukaryota; Metazoa; Chordata; Aves; Passeriformes; Hirundinidae. Gene Ontology annotation, molecular function: structural constituent of ribosome.